AUGAUUAAAUCAGCGUACCCUGGACUGAAGAAGUUGGCAGCACAUUAUGAGACGGAUGAAGUGCGUGUUCGCUUCGUGCUGUUCCCGUUGCCAUACCACCAACACGCCUUCGCUACUGCUGAAGGUACCUUCACUAUCACCAAGGCGUUGGGUGACCGAAGCUUUACCGAUUGGCUGGAAGCGGUCUAUGCUAAUCAGGAAAUUUUUUGGAACAAAGCGACGAAGGACUUGAGCUCCAUACAAGUGAUUGAAAAGCUUAAGGCUCUUGCUCAGAAGACGUUUCCAUCGUUGACUGAUGCGGAGUGGGAGACUCAAAUGACAGGAUAUGGGGGCACUGAUGUGGAUGCCCUUGUCCGUGAAUCGUGGAAGUACACAUGCUCCAGAGGCAAGUCGGGCACACCCAUGUAUACGUUAAAUGGCGUCCCGUUUGAAGCUGGUGCAGACUGGACUUUUGAGCAAUGGCUUGUGUUAAAUUUCUGA
Peronospora belbahrii is the source of this 480-nucleotide messenger RNA. The record is from the annotation of a GenBank genome assembly. Lineage: Eukaryota; Oomycota; Peronosporomycetes; Peronosporales; Peronosporaceae.